UAAUAUCAGCAAAAUAUACACACCAACAGGAAAAAAAUAAAAAAAAAAAGAAAAAAAAAAAAGUUAUGGAAGUAGAGGUAAUCUCCAAAGAGAUUGUUAAACCUUCUUCUCCAACCCCACAUCAUCUUCGCCAUUACCAGCUCUCCUUCCUCGAUCAAUUAGCUCCCGCAGUCUAUAACCCUCUAGUCCUCUUCUAUUCAUUCAAUAAGGACUCCAACCCUACCAUAACUGAAAUAUCCAACCACCUCAAAACUUCUCUAUCAAACGUCUUAACCCUUUUCUACCCACUGGCCGGACGUGUCAGAGACAACCUCUUCGUAGAUUGCUCCGACGACGGCAUUCCGUACUUCGAAACUCGAGUCAAAAGCAGGCUCACCGACGUUACCACGAAUCCGGUCCCCGGCGAAAUCAACAAGUUCCUACCAUUUCAACCCGAUGAAGUUGCCGAAUUCGGACUUGGCGUCCAGCUCAACAUAUUCCAAUGCGGAGGCAUUGGAAUCGGUGUUUGCAUUUCUCACAAGCUUGGUGAUGCAUUUUCUUUUUUCAUGUUCAUAAAAACCUGGUCGGCCAUUGCACAUGGAGAUCAACCAGAUUACAUAGUCCGUCCUGAAUUUGUUUCGGCCACUCUGUUUCCUCCGAAAGAUACAACCGGGUUCGAUUCGCGAAUGGGUAUCACGAAGAAGAAUAUAGUGUCAAAGAGGUUUGUGUUCGAUGCUUCUGCGAUAGAGACACUCCGAGCAAAAUACGAGGAAAAAUUAGGAUGUCGAGCUUCGAGGGUCGAGGCGCUGUCCACUUUCAUAUGGACACGUUUUGUUGACUCUAACAAAGAUGAACCAGGACCAAAGUUGUACAACAUGCUACAUUCAGUCAACCUUCGUCCGAGAUUCGAACCGCCUUUGCCGGAAAAUUCUUUCGGGAAUAUUUUCCGGAUCGCGGUGACAGCUCCGACGUACUUGAGUUCCGGGGAGGAGUGUUAUGGUCUUGCUAGGGAGGUAAGAGAGGAAAUAAGGAAGAUUGACAAGGAAUAUGUGAAGAAACUGCAACAAUAUGGUGAUGAACACUUAGAUUUCAUGAAGAAAGGAGGUGAAAAAUUCAUGAGAGAUGAGUUGAUGACGUUUAGCUUCACUAGUUUGUGCAGAUUUCCUGUUUACGAAGCUGAUUUCGGAUGGGGGAAGCCGAUGUGGAUUGGUUCACCAGCCUUGACUUUCAAGAACCUAGUAGUUUUUAUGGAUACCAAAAUUGGCGAUGGAAUUGAAGCUUAUAUUAGCUUGAAGGAGGAACAUAUGGCUAAACUUGAAGGUGACCAAGAGUUCCUCACAUUUGUUUCUCCACCACUACUACUUGGGUGAUCAGGAAAGUGUUUGGAGGUGUUUGUUGCUAAAUGCUUUUAGUGUACCCAAAAAAAAAAUAAAUGAUGCUUAUAAUACCCUGCUGGUCUAUCUGUUGUUACUUUGCACUUCUGUAAAUUAAAUUUGUUUGCAUGCAACUUCUCGUUAAAAUAAUUCUGUGUUACUUGAUACUAAUGUUCAUAUUGAAAGAAAAAAAAUUGUUUGCAACUUCAAUUCAAGAA
Ziziphus jujuba (common jujube) is the source of this 1570-nucleotide messenger RNA. RefSeq names its product stemmadenine O-acetyltransferase. NCBI's taxonomy places the organism in Eukaryota, Viridiplantae, Streptophyta, Magnoliopsida, Rosales, Rhamnaceae. The transcript has a single exon. The record is from RefSeq and is a predicted model, not a curated record. The coding region runs from base 66 to 1349 and encodes 427 amino acids.